Molecule: messenger RNA, 1461 nt
Organism: Loxodonta africana (African savanna elephant)
Lineage: Eukaryota; Metazoa; Chordata; Mammalia; Proboscidea; Elephantidae
Gene: PSMA4
Product: proteasome 20S subunit alpha 4
Exons: 9
Coding region: 135-920 (261 amino acids)
Biological process (GO): proteasomal protein catabolic process; ubiquitin-dependent protein catabolic process
Cellular component (GO): nucleus; proteasome core complex, alpha-subunit complex; proteasome core complex
Source: RefSeq, a predicted model, not a curated record
GCGCACGCGCGGGGGCCAUAUUAGCGAGGCUACGCGGGCAGCGGGGGUGGUUUUCCGCCGGCGGAGUAACGCGCUCGGUGUAGAUCUUGACUCUUCAGUGUCUUCACUCCGGAAUUAUAUAAAAUUCAGAAAACAUGUCUCGAAGAUAUGACUCCAGGACUACUAUAUUUUCUCCAGAAGGUCGCUUGUACCAAGUUGAAUAUGCCAUGGAAGCUAUUGGACAUGCAGGCACCUGUCUGGGAAUUUUAGCAAAUGAUGGUGUUUUGCUUGCAGCAGAGAGACGCAACAUCCACAAGCUUCUUGAUGAAGUCUUUUUUUCUGAAAAAAUUUAUAAACUCAAUGAGGACAUGGCUUGCAGCGUGGCGGGUAUAACUUCGGAUGCUAAUGUUCUAACUAAUGAACUGAGGCUCAUUGCUCAAAGGUAUUUGUUGCAGUAUCAGGAGCCUAUUCCCUGUGAGCAGUUGGUCACAGCACUGUGUGACAUCAAGCAAGCUUAUACACAGUUUGGAGGAAAACGUCCCUUUGGUGUUUCAUUGCUGUACAUUGGCUGGGAUAAACACUAUGGCUUUCAGCUCUAUCAGAGUGACCCUAGUGGAAAUUACGGGGGCUGGAAAGCCACAUGCAUUGGAAAUAACAGUGCAGCAGCUGUGUCAAUGUUGAAACAAGACUACAAAGAAGGAGAAAUGACUUUGAAGUCAGCACUUGCUUUAGCUAUCAAGGUGCUAAAUAAGACCAUGGAUGUUAGUAAACUUUCUGCUGAAAAAGUGGAAAUUGCAACCCUAACAAGAGAGAAUGGCAAGACAGUAAUCCGAGUUCUCAAACAGAAGGAAGUGGAACAGCUGAUCAAAAAACACGAGGAAGAAGAAGCUAAAGCUGAGCGUGAGAAGAAAGAAAAAGAACAGAAAGAAAAGGAUAAAUAGGAGACCAAAUCAAGGAUUUUAUAACUCAUUUUGGGCACCAUUUCAGUGUAAGACCUGUCCUAAUCUUUCACACUGAGAGAGCUUUGACUUUUUUUUUAACUUGUGCAGUGAGGAAAUAGGACAUUACAUGCUGAACUGGGUCCUUGUUAUUUCUAUUCAGUUGAAUACCUUAUGGUAAUGAUUGGUCUUCAUGGACAUCUUACAAGAUUUUUUGUUUGUUUUUUGAAUAAAACUUGGAAGAAUGGAAAUGGUGUAUUUACUAUAUAAAAAAAUGUAGCAGUAAUUGAUAAAGAUGCCAGGAUGAAUAUCUUCUUUUCAUGCUUUGUUUGUACUGUGGCAACCCUUUAGUUACUUUUAAAUAGGGUGUUAAAACUGACAGAAAUGUAACCGCUAUAAAAAGGGGAAGAUGGGAGCUGUGCACUGAAGAUUUCCUUUGCUGUCCUUCACCUAGCAUCUUGGAGAGUCUGUAGCUGUCUAUAGUCUAUAGCAGAGAGCUGCCCUCCCCCUAGGCCUAAUAAAACAAACAAACAAAAAAACCAAA